Coregonus sp. 'balchen' is the source of this 2748-nucleotide messenger RNA. The record is from the annotation of a GenBank genome assembly. NCBI's taxonomy places the organism in Eukaryota, Metazoa, Chordata, Actinopteri, Salmoniformes, Salmonidae.
UGGGGCUCUAUACUGCUCAGUCCAGUCGGGACAGUGUGCUGAGAGCUGCAUCCUCCACGUCCUUUGUCAAGUCGCGUUUUUUUCAGCAUGGAUCCGAAAGCUGUAAGGGAAGAUUUGCGCCUGUUUCAGAGCACCCUGCUCCAGGAUGGCCUGAAAGAGCUUCUGAAUGAGAACAAGUUUAUUGACUGCAUUCUGAAAGUGGGAGACAGAAGCUUGCCCUGCCAUAGACUUAUUUUGGCAGCCUGUAGUCCUUAUUUCCGAGAGUUUUACUUCUCAGGCGAUGCUAAAGAAAUGGAUAAGGAGGUUGUUCUGGAGAAUUUGGACCCCACAAUCAUGGAGAUGAUUGUGAAUUACAUGUAUUCAGCAGAGAUUGACAUCACAGAUGACAAUGUGCAGGAUAUCUUUGCUGUGGCAAACCGUUUCCAGAUCCCCUCAGUGUUCACAGUGUGUGCGAAUUUCCUACAGAAGAAGCUGUCCCCGGGUAAUUGUAUGGCCAUAUUCAGAAUGGCACUGGUGCUCAACUGCCCCAGACUGGCAUUGGCAAGUCGAGAAUACAUUGCAGAUCGUUUUGAAAUCCUGGCCAAGGAGGACGACUUCUUAGAGCUUGCCUCUCAUGAACUUUUUGCCGUCAUAGGAGCGGACUCUCUCAAUGUAGAAAAGGAGGAGGUUGUGUUUGAAUCCCUGAUGAAAUGGAUUCGAAAAGACAAGGAGAACCGUGUCAAGACUCUAGGUGAGGCCUUUGACUGUGUCCGUUUCCGUUUACUCCCAGAGAAGUACUUCAAUGAGAAAGUGGAAAAGGAUGACAUCAUCAAGGCUGACCCAGAGCUCCUCAAAAAAAUCAAAGUUAUCAAAGAUGCCUUUGCUGGGAAACUCCCUGAGAAGACAGGAGAGCCAGGGAAGGAUGCAGUCAACAGUAAAGAAGGAGAGGAUUACAGGUUACCUGGUUACCUGAAUGAUAUCAAGAGAGUUGGUAUGUAUGCCAAGGAUCUUGUCUUGAUGAUCAACGACACUGCUGCAGUGGCCUAUGAUGGCGUUGAGAAUGAAUGCUUCCUUGCUGCAAUGACUGAGCAGAUCCCACGCAACCAUGUCAGCCUGACAUCAAAGAAGAAUGAUCUCUUUAUCCUGGGAGGAUUGUUUGUCGACGAAGAGGAUAAAGAUGCUCCAUUACAAUGCUAUUUCUAUCAGGUAAUAAGCUUUGCUUUUGCACUUCCUAAGGACAUUCAGCACAACUGAUCUAACUUUAAAUCAACACAUUUUGUAACACCAUGACUAAGCAAGGGAGGAUCUCAAACCACCAAACUUUUCUGUUAUCAGAAAUAGCUUGAUUACUGUAACCUUCUAAUAUCAGGGUAUUUUUUCAGCUGGACAUCCUUGCUGCUGAUUGGAUAGCUCUGCCCCCUAUGCCCUCUCCCAGAUGUCUGUUCAGUAUGGGAGAAUUUGACAAUCUCAUCUUUGCUGUAGCUGGUAAAGAUCUACAGUCCAACGAAUCUCUUGACUCUGUAAUGUGCUAUGAUGUUGAGUAAGUAGGAUGAGUUCAUAUUCUUAUGCUUAUUUCCAGUCACUACAUGAGUAAGGAGCCUGAAACACAUCUUAUCCUUACCAUCUGUUCCCCAGGAAGAUGAAGUGGGCUGAGACCAAAAAGCUACCUCUGAAAAUCCAUGGUCAUAGUAUUGUUUCCCAGAAUGGGUUGGUGUACUGUAUCGGAGGGAAGACGGAUGACAAGUAAGCUUGCUCUUUAUACAAAACACACCUUGUUAUUUCUAAUUGUUUGAUACUUAUACAGUAUAAGCAUGCAAUAGAUGCAAGAUGUAAAAUAAAUGAGUGGCAUUUAAUAAUCCUCACUGUGAUGUUCCAUUCUUGUUUUUCUCAAAGCAAAGCCAUCAAUAAGAUGUUUGCAUACAACCACAAGAAAUCAGAGUGGAAGGAGGUGGCUGCUAUGAAAAUGGCAAGAUCCAUGUUUGGGGCAGUCAUUCACAAUGGGAAGAUUGUGGUGACUGGAGGGGUCAAUGAAGAUGGUCUCACCGCUGCAUCUGAAGCAUAUGACUUUGAAACCAACAAGUAUGUGCCUUGAUGUUGAAGUCUGUAUGAUUAGCAACAAUGUAACAGAGCCAUUCAAUUACCAAUGAUCCCCUUUUCAGGUGGGCGCCCUUCACAGAUUUCCCCCAGGAGAGGAGCUCAGUAAACCUGGUCAGCAGUGGAGGAUUGCUGUAUGCAGUUGGAGGCUUUACCAUUGUGGCGACGGAAGACGACAAAGUUGCCCCAACGGAAAUCAUUGACAUCUGGCAGUAAGUAAACUAGUCCCCAAAUGUAAUCCAAUCCCAUGUACCCUGCUGCCGUCUUUAGAGAAUGGUCUAUAUUAAAAGAUCCUUGAUGAGUUGAUCAUGUCUAAUGGUAAAAUGGUGCCACUGCCACUAUUGCUCUCUGCCAAAGGCAUAACGUCAAACUUAUCUUUUCUCCUGUGGCAGGUAUGAAGAGGAUAAGAAAGAGUGGACCGGGAUGCUCAAAGCCAUGCGUUAUGCCGCAGGGGCCUCCUGUGUGUCUAUGCGCCUCAAUGCAGUCAAAAUGCCCAAAUUGUGAACAAGAACACAAUAAGUGCUGUACUGUCUACAUGUAACAAGGAGGACUGCAAAUACAAUGUAUUUAGAGUGACUUUCAUCCGGAUCCUUCAUAAUUGGAAUGCACCAUAAUAUACUGAACAAAAAUAUAAAAUGCAACAUGUAAGGUUUUGGUCCCAUGUUUCAUGAGCUG